AUGUUCAAAAAAUUCACUAGGGAAGACGUUCAUUCACGUUCUAACAUUAAAUCAUCAGUUCAGAGAGGACUUAAAUCUAAAUUUGUGGGUGUAUACCCAGAUAUAGAGCAAGGUAUAGAUAACCUCAUACCUAAAAAGUCCCAGGUGGUGGUUGUCAAAUGUGAAGACAAGAUCCAAUUGUAUGCCGUUGAACAGAAUGACGAGCAAGACAUUGUUAUGUUCCAGCAUUUUAGCGAUGAUUUGGUACCAACUUUGAAAACUGUUCAUAAAUAUCCAGAUUGUUUCCCUCGAGUUCAAGUUGAUCGUGGUGCAAUUAAAUUUGUUUUAGGAGGAGCUAAUAUAAUGUGCCCAGGGUUAACUAGUCCAGGUGCUAAGUUACCAGAACAGAACUUGGAAAAAGACACAAUUGUUACUGUUUAUGCCGAAGGUAAAGAAAACGCAUUGGCUGUUGGGAAAUUGUUGAUGAGCACAGAUGAAAUCAAAAGUAAAAACAAAGGUAUUGGUAUAGAAUUAUUACAUUACCUAGGUGAUGGAUUAUGGAAUUAUCAAGAAUAA
This is a messenger RNA of Candida dubliniensis CD36, 555 nucleotides long. RefSeq names its product translation machinery-associated protein 20. Bases 1 to 555 code for a protein of 184 amino acids. The record is from RefSeq and is a predicted model, not a curated record. NCBI's taxonomy places the organism in Eukaryota, Fungi, Ascomycota, Pichiomycetes, Serinales, Debaryomycetaceae. The transcript has a single exon. Gene Ontology annotation, biological process: formation of translation preinitiation complex. Gene Ontology annotation, molecular function: RNA binding.